AUGAAACCUAUGAAAAAUGAUAUUUAUGUAUGUUUUAGUGAAACUUCAUUUGGUUAAUUUAGAGAUAAGUUUGCCACUAGGAUAUUGGCGUAACACUGCUUGAUAGGUUACAGUAUAAGAUUUUUCUUUUUCAAAUUCCCGUAAUUCAAUCGUUUUCUUUACAUGCAUCGAAAAUAAUAUUGAUUACAGACAAUUUCAACACGAUGGAUCUCGAAGAAUUGGUGGAAUGCGCCAAUAUGCAAGGAAUUCCUUGUAAGUCUAUCUUAGAAAUGUUGUGAAUUCGAUAAUUUCGAUAUUCUUACAGGUUUCCCAUCGCUUGCUUGGACAAAUGAGUGAAAUGGAAGAUGCGCCGAGUUUGAGCAAGGUAAAUGUUUAUAAUUUUUAUCGAAAAUAAAUCAUAUUGAUGAUAAAAAUCUUUAUGCCCUUUUGUGAAUUAGACAAAAAGUUGUCAUCUAAAGAUAUCAAAUUCUUACAUUAGUAACUUUUCGGUUGAAAUCGUAGUUGAGUUUGGUGAAAAAUUGGCCAAGCUUCUUCCAUCUGCGUUCCUGGCUUCUAUAAAGUCACCGGGAUCUCAGACAGUUUCAGGAUUUCAUUAAAAUUCCACUCCAGGUCCCAUUAUUACUUAUAAGUUCCCAAGUCGUCUACAGGUCUCACUCCUGAAAAAUCCCCAAGUCUCUAAGUCCUUUAUUACUACUAGCAGUCUUCCGAGUCACCAGGACUAUUACCAGACUUCUAAAAAUUUCAUAGUCCACUCAGAAUUGUUUCUACUCGGGAAAAAUACGGCGGGCGUGUCGCGAUAGUCGCGGCGCUUUUUCCCGUUGAUGCGAGUAUCCCAUCACCAAAAUCUCAGAUUUUUGGGAUGCGUUGUUUUGACGCGAUAGUCGCAUCAAAAAUUACCGAGAUCGAGAGUGAUGCGACUUUCGCGGCACUCCCGAUUACAAAAUGCGUCAGUGAUGAGAAUGGGUUAACGCAUUGCAUGUAGUAAACAUAUUUUCAUUUGUUUUUUUUUCGUUUUUCCUAUUUUUCUCAUUUUAAUUUGAAAGGGCUGUUACUGUAAUAUUUCAGAUAUGUGAUAGGAAGAAAAGCAUGUACAGAUAAUUGUGGACAUACCGAUGUAUCCUGCCCGAUCAAAGCAUGAAGGUUUUUGAUGAUUUUUGUGAAGAAAAUUUUUGUGAGUAAUCUUCAAAAUCUUAUGUUCUGGAAAUCACAAUAUAUCAUUAUUUCAGACUCUACAAAUUUUGAAUUGCAACAAUGUGACGAAGUUUAUGUCAUUUGAUGUUUGGUUUUCAAUGAAAAAUUGUAAGUUUUAUUUCUAGAUUUGGGAAAAGCACAUCCGCAUUUGUAAACAGAUGAGAAACGAAAUUGUCAUCAUUUUUGAGACUUUAUCUUACAUUCAGGCGCCCAAUUCAGAAAACUAUAGCCUCACUUUAUGAAAUCGCUUCGGAUAUUUUUUUUUGGUUUUAUAACUUAGGUUAUUGACUCAUUUUGAAUUAAUUUCAACAAAUUCUGAUCGAUUUCAUUGAUUGUCAUUUACUUACAAUCGAAGUUAAUGACUUAUAACUCAAAAACAAAUUUUUUUGUCAAAUUUUUUUUGACCAAAGCUUGAGGGAACCUUUUUACUCAACACUUCAAAUCAUUAUGAAAUUUUUACAGUACAUUGAUAUACGGAUUAAAAUGAGUCUCUCAAAUUUUUAGACUCCCAAUGGGCCUGUGAGAAAAAUAUUUUUCAUAAAGCUUGACACAAUAAACUCCAUCAAUUUUUCAGAUGUCAUGAUCGAUCAAACAAAGUUGCGACUACGGAACGAUUGCCGAGCUUCUUCGAAUUAAUGGAUAGAAAUAUCGAAAGCUAUGGUGGAAUGUAAUUUGUGAUUCUUAUUUUGAUUUAAUUUUGAGUUCUUUUAAAGCUUUCAUAAAAUUUUCAUGCUGAGAAUUCUUUUUCAACGCCUAAUUUUAAGCUGGGCGCCACAAGCGCCUCAACUGCCGCAACUAUCGAAAAAAAGCCGCGGCAGCGUGACGCGGGUCCGAAAAAAAAGCCGCAUCAAAAUGAUGCAGGUUCGAAAAAAAAGCCGCGGCAUAAAAGUGAUGCGAGCUCGCAUAAAAGUGAUGCGAAUUCGCAUCAAAAUGAUGCGAAACCCGCGACAUUUUUCCCGAGUAAACAUCUAAAAAACUGCAUAAAUCUUUUUCUAGGCUAUGCAUUCAUUAAAGUUUUCUUUCAGAGUCAAAUUCGCCUGGGAUCACGCAUGUCAACGAAAAUCAAUAAAAUUCAAAGGCCCAACCAUCAACGAUCGCCUGGAUUUUAA
This is a messenger RNA of Caenorhabditis angaria, 2300 nucleotides long. NCBI's taxonomy places the organism in Eukaryota, Metazoa, Nematoda, Chromadorea, Rhabditida, Rhabditidae. The record is from the annotation of a GenBank genome assembly.